CCUCCCCCAGCGCUCCUGAUGUCACCACACCCGUAUAUACCUCCACCUGCAGACAGUACAGGAGCCGUGUGCUUACAGGACCUGCGAUGAUGUCACCGUCAUUUGAUCAGUCACAUGGAGGAGGAGGAGUCACAUGAUCAGGGGCUGCUGCUCUAUGUUCAUCUGCUCAGUGUAUGCAGGACUCUGCUGUCACAUGACCAUUAUCACAGGUCCUUCAACUACAAUCUCUUCUAUCCAGCACUACACAACCCCGCCCACAACUGUCACAUGAUCCUCCCCACAGGUCCUUUACCCACAGUCAUAUUUAUACUGCUAAACUUUGCCCCCAAAUGUACUGGUCACAUGAUUGUGACAUCAUCACAGGUCCUACACCUCCAGCAUGUAGCAGAUACAGAGCAGGUCCUGGUGGGGCAGUCACUGCUGUUGUGUUGUGUGUGGAGAUCUCUCAGAGCAGCAGCCCCUGAUCAUGUGACUCCUCCUCCAUGUGACUGAUCACAUGACGGUGACAUCAUCGCAGGUCCUAUAAGCACACAGCUCCUCUACAGAUACAGGUUUCUCCAAUCCAGGAUCCUCUGCUGAUAUCUUCUAUAUAAGAGAAUUCUCCUGGAUGACCCAUCAACCAUGGAGAGAGACAGGAACAAGAUGGCCGACAGGAUCAUAAACCUCACCCUACAGAUACUCUUCCGGCUUACUGGAGAGGAUUACACAGUAGUGAAGAAGUCCUCUAGUGGGCGCUGUCGGGCCCCUGUGUGUGAAGGAUGGGGAAGAACCCUGAGCCCAAUCCCGGGGCCCCCACCUCACUCCCUGAUACAUGAGGAAAUGGAUGAACAGAAGAUUCUAGAACUCAUCAACAAGAUGAUGGAGCUGCUGACUGGAGAGGUUCCUAUAAGGUGUCAGGACGUGGCGGUCUAUUUCUCCAUGGAGGAGUGGGAGUAUGUAGAAGGACACAAGGAUCAGUACAAGGAUCAGGUCAUGAUGGAGGAUCAGCAGCCCCUCACAUCACCAGUCAGAUCCAGUAAGAGAACAGCACCAGAGAGGUGUCCCCGCCAUCUUCUUCCACAGGAUGAUCAGGUAGAUGGAGAUAUUCCCUAUGAUCUGUAGAAGGGCUGUGAAGCUCUUGUGGUCAGUCUCCUCACCCUCCAUGACUCCUCAUCUCCUGCUCAUCUAUAACAUCACACGUGACUUCUCCUACUGUUUGAUGACUUUUACUAUAUUUCUUCCA
Hyla sarda is the source of this 1222-nucleotide messenger RNA. RefSeq names its product gastrula zinc finger protein XlCGF66.1-like. Gene Ontology annotation, biological process: regulation of DNA-templated transcription. The transcript is spliced from 5 exons. Bases 622 to 1101 code for a protein of 159 amino acids. The record is from RefSeq and is a predicted model, not a curated record. Lineage: Eukaryota; Metazoa; Chordata; Amphibia; Anura; Hylidae.